Pisolithus orientalis is the source of this 896-nucleotide messenger RNA. Its product is annotated as thioredoxin-like protein. Gene Ontology annotation, cellular component: cytoplasm. Lineage: Eukaryota; Fungi; Basidiomycota; Agaricomycetes; Boletales; Pisolithaceae. The record is from RefSeq and is a predicted model, not a curated record. Gene Ontology annotation, molecular function: oxidoreductase activity, acting on a sulfur group of donors, disulfide as acceptor. The transcript is spliced from 8 exons. The coding region runs from base 289 to 768 and encodes 159 amino acids.
GUUCAGCACAUGAGUCGUGGGUCAGGUCCAUCAUAUCAGUUUCCUCGCCAGGUUCAUCAUAUCGGUCCCCUCGCCUCCAUCGCAAUGAAACCUCAGCGAUAUGACCGGGAAUAUCUGAAACAGCGAAGUGGUCAAGUCUGAUGUGAUGGAUGGCGGUGAUCACAGGUUCUGCCAAUCUGGAGGCGUCUGAUAGUAGAAAGUCACAUGCACUACAUGAGUUGGAUUUCACCGUGGAACCCCUUCAAAUCUCGAUGACGAGCUUGGCAGACGGGCGCUCGGACCGCUGUGAUGAGACGAGUCGAUUUAAGAAAGCACCCAUUCAGAAUUCUAGUGUCGUAUCGAAACGGAUACAACUGCUCCUCAGCUCACACUCGUUGUAGUCCCAGAAUGGCCACGAUCCAGUACAUUUCCAGUCCUGACGAGCUCUCCAGCAUGAUUACUUCCAACGCGAAUGUUGUCUUAUACUCCUAUUCUCCGUUAUGCUACCUUUGUAUCCGGACGACACCGAUAUUUAAAAGUGUUGUCGCCCAAUUCGCGUCUGCACAAUGGCAUUUCUGUAGGGUGAACAUCACAGAGCAUCCGGACAUUGCGAAGUUAGUUCGGACCACCAAGACGCCGCACUUUGUCAUUUUCUAUGACGGGAAGCAAGUUUCAGAGAAGAAAGGCCAGGUCACGAAGGACGAAUUGAAGGAAUGGUUGACGGGCCGCGUUCUUCUCAGAGAUCACCAUCACAAACGACUCCGAUUCCUCGUCGGUAAUAUCGGAUAGAAGUGCAGGUUCAGCAAGCGAGGACAUUCAUAUUUAUGUACCACCCCACCCUCCGAGAGACUACGACGGUGGAAUAUCUAGAAAACCUUGCACAGGAGAAUUCGAGAUCAAACCAAAACGCAAAGGCA